Etheostoma spectabile (orangethroat darter) is the source of this 1879-nucleotide messenger RNA. RefSeq names its product protocadherin gamma-A5. The record is from RefSeq and is a predicted model, not a curated record. Gene Ontology annotation, molecular function: calcium ion binding. NCBI's taxonomy places the organism in Eukaryota, Metazoa, Chordata, Actinopteri, Perciformes, Percidae. Gene Ontology annotation, cellular component: plasma membrane. Gene Ontology annotation, biological process: homophilic cell-cell adhesion.
UUUGGACAGUAAGGGACGCUGUUGGUCAGUGAAACAAGUGUUCAGAGUUUAUUCAGUGGAGGCUGAGCCCUCAUUCCGUUUAGCCUGGAGAGAAGACAGACUGUGCUGCAUAAACAGGACUGGCCAUAAUUCCUAUCGCACUGAGGACUUUAAAUUCCAAGGAUUACUUAAUGCAACGGCAUUUGUUCUCUGUGGGAUGUAAACAGCAGGCUGUUGGUGUUUCCGUUUCGUAUUCAUGCAAUGGCGUUUGAAAAAUCUUCUUGUGGAAAAUGGCGUUUGUACUGCAGGUUGAUAUGGCCAUUUCUUCUGUUCCUUUGGUGUCGUGGUCACAUCGUGUCUGGCCAAAUCAGGUAUACAAUUCCGGAGGAGCUGAAACAGGGAUCACUUAUUGGUAACGUGGCUCAAGACCUAGGUUUGGAUGUGCAAAGGCUUCGUUCUGGCCGGGCACGUAUCGUGACCAGACAAAGCAUCCAGUACACUGAGCUGAAAUCAGACAAAGGCGUUUUAGUCGUGAACGAGAGAAUAGACCGAGAGCAGCUUUGUGGAGACGUAACACCGUGUAGUUUCAGCUUUGAGAUGAUUUUAGAAAACCCUAUGGAAUUACAUCGAGUAACAGUGGAAAUAACUGACAAAAAUGAUAAUUCUCCGACGUUCAGAAAGAACGAAAUUAAAUUUGAAAUAAGCGAAUCUGCCACACUUGGAUCACGCUUUUUGCUACCCAGUGCCGAAGACGCAGAUGUGGGCAGCAACGGUCUACAGAAAUACAUACUAACUACUAAUGAAAUAUUUGUUUUGAAGCAGCAUUCAAGUCCAGAUGGUCGAAAAUAUGCCGAAAUGGUCUUACUAAAACAAUUGGAUAGAGAAAGCAAGCCAAGAAUAUCACUGAAGCUCAUCGGUGUUGACGGUGGAACUCCCGCUAGAUCUGGUACAGUAAAUAUAGAUAUUACAGUGCUUGAUGCAAAUGAUAAUCCUCCUAUUUUUAACCAGUCUCUCUACAGAGCUUCUGUCUCGGAGAAUGCAUUAAAGGGCACCUAUAUCACAACAGUAAAUGCCAGUGAUGCAGACAGUGGAUCAAACGGUCUUAUCACAUAUAGAUUUUCAAACAUGAAGGAGCAGCUGACUGACAUAUUUCAUUUAGACGAAAUUACGGGGACUGUAACACUUUCAGGACAAGUAGAUUAUGAAAAAGAUAAAAAACAUGAAAUUAUGAUUGAAGCUAUGGACCAAGGAGGUCUGACCGAUUCAAGUAAAGUGCAAAUUGAUAUUGUAGACGUCAACGAUAAUGCACCUGUCAUAAAUGUGAUGUCAUUCUCCAGCCCGGUGCCGGAGGAUUCUGCGUCGGGUACCACAGUGGCAAUAAUUAAUGUGAUUGACGCAGACUCAGAGCAAAAUGGCCAAAUUGUUUGUACAACAAACCCUAGCCUCCCAUUUAAAAUAAAAUCAACAUUAACUAAUUAUUAUGCGUUAGUAACAGAUGCACCUUUUGACAGAGAAGUUGAAUCGGAAUAUGACAUAACUGUAAGGGCCACUGAUUCAGGAUCACCAUCCUUGUCAAGCACAACUAUAUUACGUCUGGGAAUAUCUGAUGUGAAUGACAAUGCUCCGUUAUUUGAUAAAAGUAGCUACGUUGCUCACGUUACAGAAAACAAUUCCCCUGGGGUGUCCAUAUUUUCCGUCAACGCACACGACAUUGACUGGAAUCAAAACGCUCGAAUUUCGUACUUUCUCGAAGACACACAGAUUAACGGUAGUCCAACCUCUUCUUACGUCUCCAUAAACGCUGAAAGUGGAACUAUCCAUGCAGUGCGCUCGUUUGACUAUGAACAGAUUAAAGAGCUUCAACUGGUAGUCAAAGCGCAGGAUGGAGGCUCUCCUCCAC